Molecule: messenger RNA, 1187 nt
Organism: Closterium sp. NIES-67
Lineage: Eukaryota; Viridiplantae; Streptophyta; Zygnematophyceae; Desmidiales; Closteriaceae
Source: the annotation of a GenBank genome assembly
GAGCAGGUAUUUGUGAGGAUAGAUCUUGAGAAGAUCUUUCCGACGCAACAAGAAUCGCUUCAAUCGGAGCAAGAACGCGAAAGCUAUGAAGAUUCAAAGUUCAUGAGCUUGCGUUACAAUUGCGGCGGUUACAAAGUGAAGUUGUGGGGGGGAGUACCAGAAUGGAGGGCACCUGCUGGUACUGCAAGAAGGUCGGGCAUCCUUGGUUCAAGUGCUUCAGCAGGCCGGAGGGAUGGGCACCUCCAGGCAUGAAGCCGCCCAGUGGUGAACGCGCACAAGGUGGCGCUGUGCAAGUCUCAGGUUUGUCUGCUAACCUUCUCUCUGUGCGGCGACUGCAGAAGAGUAAGGCCGAAGUGACCUUUGGACCAACCAGCUGCCGUGCUAAGCUUGGGAAGAAGGUGUUGUGGAGUCUGGAAGAGGAGACCAGCUGCAUCAAGGACCUGUGGCAGCUGCCCAUCAUCCCUUGGAAUGGGAAGACUCCAACAGCAGCAACGGCAGCAGCGGCAAAGGCAACAGGAGGAGGAGAUGCAACUACACCAACUGAUGGGGAGAAAAGGGGGAAGUUGGAGGCUUCUGGAAGAUGGGGUGUGCACUUGGGGAUUGCAAAGGAUCACAAGGGAUGGCUGCUAUGGGACUUGACCACCCAGAAGCUGACAGUGUCAAGGGAUCAGACAAAGGGGAAGGACUAUGAUGAGGUGUUUGCUUCUGUGGGGAAAGGAACAACACUGAGGGUGCUGUUGGCGAUAGCUGCACUCCUGGGAUGGAAGAUACGACAGAUGGACAUUGUGACUGCCUUUCUUAAUGGGAUCAUUCUGGAGGAGGUGUACAUGAAGCAGCCAGAGGGGCUGGAUGAUGGGAGCGGCAGGUGGCACUGGGUGAGGAGAUUCCUUGAUAAGGAGGUGCGGCUGGAGAUAGUGAAGACCCAUCAGCAGGCAGCAGAUAUUUUCACCAAGCGUCUGGCGGAGGCGGAUCAUUGGAAGGGCAUGAAGCUUGCUGGGAUGAGUGUGCAUUGAGUAUGCAUGCUUGAGAUGUUGGUAUUUGUGAGGAUAGAUCUUGAGAAGAUCUUUCCGACGCAACAAGAAUCGCUUCAAUCGGAGCAAGAACGCGAAAGCUAUGAAGAUUCAAAGUUCAUGAGCUUGCGUUACAAUUGCGGCGGUUACAAAGUGAAGUUGUGGGGUGACUCUAUA